UAUUAUUAUCGUCCUUGUUUGUUCUGUUCCUAGUUCCUACACUACACCAGAGAGAAGUGUCAAUUGUUUUCUUUUUCUCUCUUUCCUGAAUUGUUGCAAGAGAGAGCAUGUUGUUGCAUGAGCUGAACCUUGGUAUGAGGGAGUUCCAACCAGGGAACUUCGUGUACGAUGCUGAGGAUAUUCCAUUUGGGACGCUGUGGUGGUUCUUUUAUGCUGGAAUCUCUUGUUUGCUCGUUCUAUUCGCUGGGAUCAUGUCUGGUCUCACCCUUGGAUUAAUGUCUCUGGGUCUCGUUGAUCUUGAGAUUCUCCAACAGAGUGGCUCCUCCACUGAGAAGAAACAAGCUGCUGCUAUUUUGCCGGUUGUACAGAAACAGCAUCAGCUUCUUGUGACCUUGCUUCUUUGUAACGCCUGUGCCAUGGAGGCACUUCCAAUUUACCUUGACAAGAUUUUUCAUCCCUUUGUAGCAGUAGUGUUAUCUGUGACUUUUGUUCUAGCUUUUGGAGAGGUUAUCCCACAAGCUAUAUGCACAAGAUAUGGACUCUAUGUUGGUGCUAAUUUUGUGGGGCUUGUGCGUGUCCUGAUGAUCAUCUGUUAUCCAAUUGCUUACCCUAUUGGAAAGGUUCUGGAUGUUUUACUUGGACACGAUCAUGCACUGUUUAGGCGAGCACAGCUGAAAGCCCUUGUUUCAAUCCAUAGCCAAGAGGCUGGUAAAGGAGGUGAACUCACUCAUGAUGAGGCAACAAUUAUCAGUGGAGCACUAGAUCUCACAGAGAAGACUGCAGAGGAGGCUAUGACACCAAUUGAAUCUACAUUUUCCUUGGAUGUUGCUUCCAAAUUGGACUGGGAAGCAAUUGGGAAAAUUCUUGCACGAGGUCAUAGUCGUGUUCCUGUAUACAGUGGAAACCCCAAAAAUAUAAUUGGCCUCUUACUAGUAAAAAACCUUCUUACUGUAAGAGCUGAAACAGAGACUCCAGUUAGUGCUGUUUCCAUCCGGAGAAUUCCUAGGGUUCCAGCAGAUAUGCCUCUAUAUGAUAUCCUCAAUGAGUUUCAAAAAGGAAGCAGUCAUAUGGCAGCUGUAGUUAAGGUUAUAAGAGAGAGAAACAACCCUCAGUCACCCAAUGACACUGAGAAAUCCAAGGAUAAGGAAGUCAUCAAACAUAAUUCUCAACUAACUAUCCCAUUGCUAUCCAGGUUUUAUGAAAAAUCAGAAAAUGUUGUCAAUAUUGACAAACCCAAGCUUGCUGCAGACCAACAGUUUCAAAAGGAUGGCCCUGCAACAAAUGGUGUUUACCACUCUCUUGACAAUGCUGAAGAUGGGGAGGAAGUUAUUGGCAUCAUUACGCUGGAGGACGUGUUUGAAGAACUCCUGCAGGAAGAAAUUGUGGACGAGACUGAUGUGUAUAUAGAUGUACAUAGAAGAAUACGUGUGGCUGCUGUGGCAGCUGCUACAUCUGUGGCACGAGUUCCUUCUGGCCGAAAGUUAACAGGUCACAAGCCUAUAGUAAGUUAGAAUCAGGGGAAUUAAGCAAGCGAGUGAAAGUUUGACAAAGUUUGUGGAGAAUGAUUUACAUUUAAGAAGAAUUUCAUUUCAGGAUCAUUGAUGGGCAAUCAAAGAUGAGCUUAAAUCAGACCACUCUUCUUGUAUAUAGUUGUGUGGCCGCUGGUGCAUUUUGAUGGCCUAAUACAGGAUGGAGAUGUUGGCCAUGCUCUUUUGUUUUUGGUAGUCUUUAUAUGAACAUGUAGGUCCAGUAGUAUUAAGGAAAAUAAAUGAUCUUUGAAAUUUUUGUUUUCUUAGCAAUUUUGUUUGAAUCAAUCACAUUUCUUGCCUAUCAUAUUCAUAGCUACGCUCCUUUCUUGCUGAGCUCAAAUUGCUGCAUAUAAUUAAUGUCCUAUACCUCUUAAUUGCUA
This is a messenger RNA of Glycine soja, 1909 nucleotides long. Its product is annotated as DUF21 domain-containing protein At4g14240-like. The transcript is spliced from 13 exons. Gene Ontology annotation, biological process: magnesium ion homeostasis. The record is from RefSeq and is a predicted model, not a curated record. NCBI's taxonomy places the organism in Eukaryota, Viridiplantae, Streptophyta, Magnoliopsida, Fabales, Fabaceae. Gene Ontology annotation, cellular component: intracellular membrane-bounded organelle. The coding region runs from base 108 to 1511 and encodes 467 amino acids.